Fonsecaea nubica is the source of this 396-nucleotide messenger RNA. RefSeq lists its product as hypothetical. Bases 1 to 396 code for a protein of 131 amino acids. The record is from RefSeq and is a predicted model, not a curated record. NCBI's taxonomy places the organism in Eukaryota, Fungi, Ascomycota, Eurotiomycetes, Chaetothyriales, Herpotrichiellaceae. The transcript has a single exon.
AUGGCCGAAACAUUCAACGGACAAGUGCUUAUGGACCAACCCGCCGGGACAGGCAACCGCCCUUACGCUGCCGAAUCUUGGCUUGAACCAUGGCUCAUUAAGCAUUCGGAAUUUUAUCGCAAGCACUUUACCCGUGACGGACGUCGGGAGAGCAAGUCUACCAGACGCCACAGCGUCGUCGCUGAAGGACUAGAGUCCAGAAAAAAUUCGGUUGCAGCUCCUGAAGCUGAGGCCGCUGCUACCACCACCCCAGAGACCGAAGGCACAUCCGCCACCCCGGCUCCCGUUGAGCAACCAAGAGAGAGCGUCGACGCCGCGACUGCUGCUGAGGCUGUGGCCAAGAAGGACAAGUUCGGUUCCUUGCGCCGGAGCGUUGGCUGGUUUCCACACCCAUGA